Humulus lupulus (European hop) is the source of this 924-nucleotide messenger RNA. RefSeq lists its product as uncharacterized. The record is from RefSeq and is a predicted model, not a curated record. The transcript has 5 exons. Lineage: Eukaryota; Viridiplantae; Streptophyta; Magnoliopsida; Rosales; Cannabaceae. Bases 1 to 924 code for a protein of 307 amino acids.
AUGGAUAGUGACACAAAUUCAGAAGACAUGAAUGAAGAAUAUAAACAACAAGUCAUAGCAGAAGAAAUGGAAAUUGAUGAACUUGUCCUUGUUGUUGCAAGAACAUCAAUAUAUUAUCAUAAUAAUUUUUUGGUUAAGGAACCAUGUAAAAAUUCACCUCACACUGGCUGGAAAUUUAUGAUGAAAAUUAUGGAUGGAAAUGGUCGACGAUGUCAUGAGAUGUUUCGAAUGGAAAAACAUGUUUUUUGUAAACUGUGUGAUAGAUUGAGAAGAAAUAGAAUGAUUCAAGAGCAUUUUCAGCAUUCAUGUGAAACUGUUAGUAGACAAUUUUCAAAUGUAUUGGAAAAAAUGAGUAUGCUUGCUUUGGAUGAAAUUAGACCACCUGAAAAUUUUGAUGAAGUCCCAUAUUAUAUACGAAACAAUCCUACAUAUUGGCCAUACUUUAAAGAUUGUAUUGGAGCAAUAGAAGGAACACAUGUUCGAGUUUCACUUCCAGUAGAUAAACAAAGACCAUGCAUUGGAAGAAAGGGUAAGUAUUACUUAGUUGAUGCAGGGUAUCCAAAUAUGAAAUAUUAUUUAGCUCCAUAUAAAGGGACAAGAUACCAUCUUCCUCAAUUUCAACAAGGUAGUCAACCUAGUGGCUCUAAAGAAGUAUUUAACCAUGCUCAUUCAUCAUUGUGCAGUGUUAUUGAACGUUGUUUUGGUGUAUGGGAAGCACGAUGGGAAAUUUUGCAACGAAUGUCAAAUUAUAAGUUUGAUAAACAACCCUCCACCGGAGACACCACCUUCGCCCUCCGUCGGAGACGCAGCCCCCCACCCCCUGACGAUGAUGCAGCUCCACCACCCUUUGGUUCUUCUUCUUCUGUUGGUUUUAAUGUUAUUAUUUUGGUUGUUCUGGUUGCUCUUCUUCCUUUUUACAUCUGA